AUGGAUGUCCAGCUUUAUGUUUAUGACCUCUCCAAGGGUCUUGCGCGCCUGUACUCUGCUUCCCUGACAGGAACACAAAUAGAUGCCAUCUACCACACCUCCAUUGUUGUGUUCGGCAUUGAGUAUUUCUUUGGCCAAGGUAUUCAGACCGCCACCCCUGGUAGUACCCAUCAUGGGCAGCCAAUGGAGAUCGAAGCACUGGGUCAGACAGAGCUUCCAAGAGAUGUGGUUGAAGAGUACCUAGGCUCUCUAGCUGAGAUCUACACGCCCGAGUCCUAUGACCUGUUUCUCCACAACUGCAACAAUUUCUCCCAAGACCUAGCUAUGUUCCUGGUUGGCAAGAGCAUUCCGGAUCAUAUCCGAAAUCUGCCUCAAACAUUCCUGCAAACUCCAUUUGGGCAAAUGAUGAAGCCUCAGAUUGAGGCGGCUCUGCGUGGCGUUACGCAAGGGGAUGGUACAGGUCGCAUCCCCGGCCCGAGUGCUCAACCACAAACAUCAAGACCCGCCACUGCAACAGAACCCUCAACUGGCCCGGUCCUAGGUACCCAACUCGAAAGCGAGUUGGCCGCAGCAUCCAAUUCUUGUGCAGUCAUAUUCUUCACUUCUUCCACCUGCCCGCCCUGCAAAGUUGUCUAUCCCACAUAUGAUCAGCUUGCAGCAGAAGCUGGUGAACAAGCCAGUCUCAUCAAAGUUGAUAUUGGCAAGGCGUACGAUGUAAGCAUGAAAUAUAAUGUGCGCGCAACGCCGACUUUCAUGACUUUUCUAAAGGGGCAGAAACUCGACGAAUGGAGCGGUGCCAAUCCUGCCCAGCUUCAAGGCAACGUGCGCAUGCUUAUUCAGAUGGCCAAUCCAGCUCACCCUCACCGACAGCUGCGACUUCCCAGUCUACAGCGGCUCAUUACUAAUUAUGUCAUGUACAAAAAGGUCCCGCCAUUGGAGAAGCUUUUACAAAAAUUGCCGGCAGAAUUUAAAGAGGCCCCUGACGUUGCACCAGUCAUUAGAUAUGUCAAUAUCCGCCACUCUACAGCUGACGGGAAAGGUCCUAUCGUGAAUACCAGAGUACCAGAUAUCCAUGUCUUUGCUACCGCUCUUCAAUCAACAUAUGCGAACCUCCCGAGUGGUAGCCACUUUGCAGUCGUUGAUCUCGUCCGUCUACUAUCUCUGGAUCCACGCAUAAGCGGCUACUUCGCAGAGGAAACAGGGCACGCUACCCUCCUCACCCUCCUCGAACCUCUGACGCAAGAAGACCUCUCUUCAUGCCCUUAUAAUCUUCGCAUCGUCGCCAUGCAACUGGCUUGCAACCUCUUUAGCACUCCACUCUUCCCCGAACAAUUUGUCCAGUCCACUUCUCCCCUGAGAGAGACUAUUCUCCGUCUCGCAACCAAUUCACUCUUGGACUCACAUACCAGCCUUCGCGUCGUCGCAGCCUCCUUCGCAUACAAUCUCGCAGUAUUCAACCACAACGCCCGCUUCGAUGGAAAGCCCGAUAUAAUCACUGAAGAGGAUCAAAUAGAGCUGACGGCUUCUUUGCUCGAAGCUAUUUCUAGUGAAGAAGCGAGCUGUGAAGCCUUGCACGGACUUUUGUUUGCAUUGGGUCUGUUUGUCUACGAAGCACCGCUUGAUGGAAGUUUAGUAGAUCUCUGUCGUUCUAUGGGUGUCGUGGAUACUGUCGCAGCCAAGUUUCAAAUUGAGGCUCUGCAGAAGGAACCUUUGUUGAAAGAGGUUGGACGAGAGCUGCUUGGCAAAGGGUUGUAA
This is a messenger RNA of Penicillium taxi, 1755 nucleotides long. Its product is annotated as bifunctional C97 family peptidase/thioredoxin family protein. The record is from RefSeq and is a predicted model, not a curated record. NCBI's taxonomy places the organism in Eukaryota, Fungi, Ascomycota, Eurotiomycetes, Eurotiales, Aspergillaceae. Gene Ontology annotation, biological process: protein modification by small protein removal. The transcript is spliced from 5 exons. The coding region runs from base 1 to 1755 and encodes 584 amino acids. Gene Ontology annotation, molecular function: peptidase activity.